Molecule: messenger RNA, 1031 nt
Organism: Rhipicephalus sanguineus (brown dog tick)
Lineage: Eukaryota; Metazoa; Arthropoda; Arachnida; Ixodida; Ixodidae
Product: microtubule-associated protein futsch
Exons: 4
Coding region: 1-1014 (337 amino acids)
Source: RefSeq, a predicted model, not a curated record
AUGCCGUUCUUCAGCGACGACUCGUUCCACAACGUACUCUCCUUCGCGCUGUUCUCCAUCUGCGCCGGCCUGGUGGCCGCGCUCGUGUGGGUGCUGCUGCGUCGGUUGCGGCGCCAGCGGCAGAUGUGCGACCAGGAAACCAUGACUGUCGAGCCGAGCGCCAAGCAGGGUAGCAUCCUCGAGUCGGGCGCGGGCGCCAGCCACAAAGAAAGCGUGCCGCAAAUGCCUGGCCUGGACACGGCCACCCAUGACAAACGGAAGCAGAGUGCCGGCGAAGGGCAGCACCAAGCCGCUUCCGGUUCACCGACAAAGACAGCUGCAGCAGAAAGCGCCAAAACCUCGCCUCCGGGAGCCGCGGAACGAGUCGCCGAAACCAAAGCAGAAUCCAAGGAGCAGUCGGUCGCAGCCGCUGCAGGCUCGCCCGGUGACUCCAGGCAGGCGAGUGUUCUCACAAACAAGUCCAAGAAGCGCCGGCACUCCGAGUCCAAAAAGUCGCCGGAGAGCAGUAGCGCGGCCGACAAGGCAGAUGGCAAGGGACGGCGGAGCAGCGUCCCCUCAAAGACCGCCUCGAAAACCGGAUCAAAAGCUGGCUCUAAAGCCGGCUCGAAGCCAUCCUCGAAGCCAUCCUCGAGACGAGGCUCGAUGCAGCAUUCUAAAACGUCGCCGAGCAAGGAGUCCGCGGGGGCGGUCCGCAAGAGCUCCUCGUCGGAGCUGCCCGGCGUCCCUGCGCUGCUGAUCCGGCGGCCGUCCACCAGUUCCAAGAGCUCGCAACGCUCGAACCGCUCCACGCGCUACGUGCGUGAAUCACCCAAGGUUGACCCACCCUUGGAUGUCUUCUCGAGGGAGCACUCGUCAAUGGCGGAGUCGCCGCCCUCCCAAUCUACGCACAGCCCGCCGCAGGCUGUUGUGGUGACCGAACCCGCAAAGCCGCCAGAGGCGCCUCACGCGUCGUCCUCCAAGACCGAGGCGUCGGAGAAGCCUCGAACGGAGGCCACGACGGAUGGUGGUCAAUGAUCACCAUCCAUCCUGCU